This is a messenger RNA of Mesitornis unicolor (brown roatelo), 1301 nucleotides long. It is a transcript of the gene CNNM1, whose product is annotated as cyclin and CBS domain divalent metal cation transport mediator 1. Gene Ontology annotation, molecular function: transmembrane transporter activity. Gene Ontology annotation, cellular component: plasma membrane. The record is from RefSeq and is a predicted model, not a curated record. Gene Ontology annotation, biological process: magnesium ion homeostasis; transport. The annotation marks the transcript as partial. The transcript has 10 exons. Lineage: Eukaryota; Metazoa; Chordata; Aves; Mesitornithiformes; Mesitornithidae.
GAAAAUCCCACCUGGCCAUUGUACAGCGGGUGAACAACGAAGGGGAAGGAGACCCAUUCUACGAGGUGAUGGGCAUUGUCACUCUGGAGGAUGUCAUUGAGGAGAUCAUCAAGUCCGAGAUCCUGGAUGAGACGGAUCUGUACACGGACAAUCGGAAGAAGGAGCGGGUGCCCCACCGGGGACGCAAGCCCCAGGACUUCUCCAUCUUCAGGCUCUCAGACAGUGAGAUGAAGGUGAAGAUCUCCCCACAGCUCCUACUGGCUACCCAUCGGUUCAUGGCAACAGAAGUGGAGCCUUUCAAGUCCCCCUACCUUUCCGAGAAGAUCCUGCUACGGCUUCUGAAACACCCCAAUGUCAUCCAGGAGCUCAAAUAUGACCGAAAGAACAAGAAAGCAGUGGAGCAUUACCUCUACCAGCGCAACCGACCUGUUGACUACUUCGUCCUCAUCCUGCAGGGGAAAGUGGAGGUGGAGGUUGGCAAGGAAGGGCUGCGGUUUGAGAACGGGGCGUUCACCUACUAUGGUGUUCCUGCCAUUAUGGCUGUCAUCUCCUCAGAUAAUGAUGUGCGGAAAGUGGGCAGUCUGGCUGGAUCCUCCUUCCUGCUGAACAGGUCACCAUCACGGUGCAGUGGACUCAACCGCUCUGAGUCCCCCAACCGGGAGCACAACGACUACGGUGGCAGCUCCACACAGCUCCACAGCAGCAGCAACAACAUCUACACACCCGACUACUCCGUGCACAUCCUCUGCGAUGUGCAGUUUGUCAAGGUCACCCGGCAGCAGUACCACAAUGCGCUGGUGGCCAGCCGCAUGGACAGCUCACCCCAGUCCCCUGACGUAGAGGCCUUCGACAGGGAUUCAACCAAGGCCUCAACAGCACGAGAAACCCCACAGACACCCAAGGAGGACCCCACCACCCUCCUGAACGAGAGGAACAGUAUCAUGUGCAGCCACUCCGAGGGGCUGCGCAGUCCCAGUGAGUCGGUUUUCCUGCACAUGGAGGGCAUCCCCUUCAUCCAGGAGGAGCUGGCUGACAACGAAGAGAACAGCAAGCUGCAGAGGCUGCGGUGCCCUGGGGCGCUGCAGCCAAACUGGGCUUUUGCAGACAGUGAGUGCUGCAGCACCAUCCUGGAGGCAGAAUCCCUGGGCAGAGAGGCUGGGACCAGCUCAUCACCGAGCAGCUCAGAGGAGACGCUGGGCAGGAGGCUGCUGAGAUCCCUCAGUGGGCGCAAGCAGCAGCCAUCAUCGGAGGGCGAGAAGACGCCAGAGGAGAGCUCCAAUUUCACCCCAUUAAUCACCUGA